UUUACAAAAUUUAAUUGUUUCGGCCCCUCCACCUUCACACAUCAACUACAACUGCAACGCCAACAUCACAAAUUAGACAAAAUGGCUCCCGCAGCGACUGGCGCGAAGAAGCAGAAGAAGAAGUGGUCGAAGGGCAAAGUCAAGGACAAGGCCCAGCACGCCGUCCUGCUCGACAAGACCACUUCCGAGAAGCUCUACAAGGAUGUUCAAUCAUACCGUCUCGUCACAGUCGCCACCCUCGUCGAUAGGCUAAAGAUCAACGGUUCGCUGGCACGAAAAUGCCUGAAGGAUCUUGAGGAGAAGGGCCAGAUCAAGCCCAUCGUCACCCACAGCAAGAUGAAGAUCUACACCCGAGCUGUCGGUGCCUCGGACUAAACCAUCACUCUCACGAUACCAUGAUGAAGAUGAUAUUCGGCCGACAGUCGACAAUAGAGUUUGACGGGCCAGAUGGAUCGCGGAUACGGCUUUGAUGGAUUCAGGCAUUUGGUCCUCGGCGUAGCAUUGGGACGGUUAUGGUUCGGAAUUUCGCUUGCAGUUGCAUUCAGAUAGGGACCGAAUGAGAAACCCCGAUGAAUCUGCGGAUAUAUUUUCGUCUGAUUUACGUACUAUCGAUCGCUGUGCUAUAAACAUUCUUGCUGUCUACGCGUAUAGUAGUAAUUCUAGGCCUACGAUGUCUUCCAA
Daldinia loculata is the source of this 681-nucleotide messenger RNA. Its product is annotated as ribosomal protein S25. Bases 82 to 375 code for a protein of 97 amino acids. NCBI's taxonomy places the organism in Eukaryota, Fungi, Ascomycota, Sordariomycetes, Xylariales, Hypoxylaceae. Gene Ontology annotation, molecular function: structural constituent of ribosome. Gene Ontology annotation, cellular component: cytosolic small ribosomal subunit. The transcript is spliced from 4 exons. The record is from RefSeq and is a predicted model, not a curated record.